This is a messenger RNA of Lasiodiplodia theobromae, 2418 nucleotides long. Its product is annotated as Protein kinase. Gene Ontology annotation, cellular component: cytoplasm. Gene Ontology annotation, biological process: regulation of MAPK cascade; intracellular signal transduction; protein phosphorylation. Lineage: Eukaryota; Fungi; Ascomycota; Dothideomycetes; Botryosphaeriales; Botryosphaeriaceae. The coding region runs from base 1 to 2418 and encodes 805 amino acids. The transcript is spliced from 4 exons. The record is from RefSeq and is a predicted model, not a curated record. Gene Ontology annotation, molecular function: ATP binding; protein serine/threonine kinase activity.
AUGCAAUGGCCUCCCAACCGUCUACCUGGCAACAUGUCUCAAAUGAGUCUGAAUUCACCCGGCUUCAGCGGCGCCACGCCCAUCCAGCGCCAGCACACGGGAAACGAGAAGAGUGGCAAGGACAAUGUCAUCAGAGAUGGCUGGGCCAAGGUGAAGGAAGACGGCAUGCUGAAAGGCAUGUUCUGGAGCGAGAAGUACCUCGUCCUGAGGGAAUACCAGCUCGACUUCCUGAAGAGCAACAGCUCGCCCAAGGUAUCCUUCACCAUCUACCUUCGCGACGUGACCAACAUCCAACGGUCGGAGGACUACCCGUUUUCCUUUGAGAUCAUCCGGACCGCCGCCACAGCUAACAACGGCCAAUCACCGCCGCGCGACGGCCCUACGAAGCAGCUGAUUUGCAAGGUCGAAACGGACGACGAGGUUUACGCCUGGAUCGAUUCCAUCUACCAGCGCUGUCCCAGCAUGGGCGGCGUGUCUAACCCCACCAACUUCACCCACAGAGUUCAUGUCGGCUUCGACCCCACGAGCGGUGCGUUCGUCGGUCUGCCGCAAGAAUGGGAGAGACUCCUCACAGCCUCCGCAAUUACCAAGGACGACUACCAGAAGAACCCCAAGGCCGUGCUUGAGGUCCUCGAGUUCUACACCGAGAAGCUGGUCAAGCGCUCCGAAGAUCCCGCCCAGUUCUCGAGCCUCACCCCCACGCCCGGUGCCGAACCUAACAAGCAGCUCGGCUACUCUUCGAGUGGUGCGUCCGUCGCCGGUCCUCGCCCCGGCCCCCCGAACGGUUUCCAGCGCCAAGACAGCUACGGCACGACCAAAUCUCAGGCCAGCGGCAACAGCCAGCAGUCUUCGUACCAGCAGGCCCAGGCUGACGCCCGUCUUGAGGAAGAGAGGCGCCGCAGGAAGGAAGAGGAGCGCAGACAGCGCGAGCGCGAGGAUCAGCGCCGCGAGGCUGAGAGGAGGGAACGCGAAGAGCUGGCAGCGUACAAUGCCUCCCUCCCCCAGAAGUCGGUACCAAUGGCUAAGCAAGAGCUUGGCGGCUAUGGCGACGACAGCGACAGCAGCCCUGCCCGCUCGCAGCAGGACCGCUACAAUCCUUCCCGCGCCGCGCCUCCAGCACCUACCGCCAACAAGCAGCCUCCCGGAUCGCUCCGCCAGAUGGCCGCCCAGCGUCCCGCGCCUCCGGCGCCUAAGACCCAGAACGGAUACCAGGGCAGCGCCCAGACGAAGAUUCCGACGAAGCCCCAGCAAUCUUCCCAGCAGAGGUACCCCCCAGGACAAGGUCCAGGUCACACGCGUAGUCCUAACGGUGCAAGUGCUAGUAGUCAAGCGCGUGGUCCCGCUGCGCCCAAGCCGCUCAACAUCGCAACGAAGCAGCCGACCGGCGCUCCGAAGAACGAUGCCGUCAAGGCCGCCGAGGCCGCGCUCACGAAGAAGGAAGACCCUCCGACGCGCAAGGAGGUCCGUAUGUCGGCCAUGUCCGAGGGUGAGGUUAUGGCGAAGCUGCGUGAGGUUGUCUCCAAGGAGAAGCCGCUUGAGUCGUACAACAAGCAGAAGAAGAUUGGCCAGGGCGCGUCCGGCUCCGUUUACGUUGCCAGGAUUCGCGAGAAUGCGCCUUCGCGGACUGCCAAGAGGCUGCUUGCUGAGCACGGACCCAGGGCUCAGGUCGCCAUCAAGCAGAUGGAUCUCCGCAAUCAGCCCCGCAAGGAGCUCAUUGUCAAUGAGAUUAUUGUCAUGAAGGACUCGGUCCAUCCCAACAUCGUCAACUUCUUGGAUGCUUUCUUGCAGGAGGAGGCUUCGGAGCUCUGGGUCGUCAUGGAGUUCAUGGAGGGAGGUGCUCUCACAGAUGUCAUUGACAACAACCCGUCAAUCACUGAGGACCAGAUUGCAACCAUCUGUCUUGAGACUUGCAAGGGUCUCGAGCACCUCCACAACCAGAACAUUAUCCACCGUGAUAUCAAGAGUGACAACGUUCUUCUUGAUGGCCGUGGCAACGUUAAGAUCACCGAUUUCGGUUUCUGCGCCAAGCUUACGGAGCAGCGCAGCAAGCGUGCUACCAUGGUCGGUACUCCGUACUGGAUGGCACCCGAGGUCGUCAAGCAGAAGGAGUACGGCAGCAAGGUUGAUAUCUGGUCUCUCGGUAUCAUGGCGAUCGAAAUGAUCGAGUCUGAGCCUCCUUACCUCAACGAGGAGCCGCUCAAGGCACUCUACCUGAUUGCCACCAACGGAACGCCGCGCCUCAAGAAGCCCGAGAAGCUUUCGAAGGAGCUCAAGGCUUUCCUGAGCGUCUGUCUCUGCGUGGACGUCCGCUCUCGUGCGACUGCCACGGAGCUGCUCAGCCACGAGUUCCUGAAGAAUGGAUGCGGCCUGACUGGCCUCGGCUCGCUUCUCGCUUUCCGUAAGGGCUCUUCCCACUAG